Molecule: messenger RNA, 2036 nt
Organism: Liolophura sinensis
Lineage: Eukaryota; Metazoa; Mollusca; Polyplacophora; Chitonida; Chitonidae
Product: spermatogenesis-associated serine-rich protein 1-like
Exons: 7
Coding region: 96-836 (246 amino acids)
Source: RefSeq, a predicted model, not a curated record
GACAUGCUCGUAUUCCAUACAAGUAUCUCUGUGUUGAAAUGGUUAUUUAAGUUCACGUAGCACAAAGACCGGCUGGAAUAUUUGAUAAAUGGAACAUGUUACACGUGACAACCGAGGUCGGGAAGCCUGGUCGACAAGAGAGGGAACGGCGACACUUUCCGGAUGUGUUUAACAAGGACAGCACCCCACUGUACCAGCCCACAGGAAGGAGGUAUCUCCCCCACUUGUAUGGCAAAUCAGAGGACUGGAGACCCCACGGCUCUUACCAGGAACCACAGCUCACAUGUCCAGGUCCUGACUGGUCAUCAAGGCUAAGGUGGCUGCCCCACCCACAGAACCCGAAAUACCCUGCCCCAGAGAACUGGCCUGUCACCUGGCACGGUAUCAGAAGCUUCCCAUGGACAUACAGAACUACGGCCAACGAUCAUAGGCUAGAGCCCAUCGAGAUGAAGAAGGGAAGGCGAUGUAACUUUGUGGGGGUUCACAAAGCCACCCAGCAGAGCACUGAAGAGGUGAAGAAUUUUACCCUGAAGAGAAGUGUUUCUGAUAUUGAAAGGAGAAAUGGUAUCAGCGAAGCUGCACCUGGUGACAAGGUGUAUCAAGCUGUGGAGUAUUCCAGCAGUUUUCACAGAGGGGGAUCGACAAGGCCUCUGCCAAACUUCAGUGGUGAUAACAAAAAGCCAGUAGACACCUUCAUACCUCUAGAGAGGCUGCCUACACUACCCCGCGAGUCAUUUAAAGUGUUAGAGAAAAGGAGACAAAACCAGGAGGAGGUUAAAGUGGUGGAGAGUCUGGAUAACUGGAAACCUGCGACACCGUUGACGUACCCCUCAUAGUCACAAGAGCAUGGGUGUCAUGAGCAGAAUGCAGUGACUCAGGAGCUACCAGUACUCCACACUAUCUUACUGAUACCGUACCCAUUUACAGUAAUUAGUCAACCUGUUUGCAUGUUUCCAAAGUGUUCAUUCAAGCAUAUUCGAAAGGCAUUAUUCUUUGCAGACUGCUAAAAAUUAUAUUUUUUGUGAAGCUCAGAAACUGGCCAAUCCAAAUCAUGUAGCAGCUCUUUCAUAUGCGAAAAAGUUGAGGAAUUAAAGUACAUCGAUUUAUUACACAUACAAGUCAGUCACAGUUAUAAGUCUAAGCAAAAGUUAGUGUUUAUUUUUACCAUUAAAAUAAAUCCAGCUGGGAACUUAUACUUAGAAAUGGAUAUUUUUGAAAUUAUCACCUGAAUUGACGGAUUUUCUUUUAUUGAACCACAUGUUAGAGUUCGGUCUUAACACCUGUAUGUGCCUUUGUUUUAACCAAACUGCUGCAUCGAGUCAAAACAUUUACUGAACGUAAAAUGUUUGGUAUUGGGUAAAUAACAUUGUUACGAUACAUACACAUAUCUUAACUGUUUACAUUUUAACAUAGGGUAAAGCUCACAUUUGUAUAUGCAAGACUUAUAAGGGUACUUGAAAAAUAUGUGGUAGUUUAAUUUUGAACUUCGUCAUGAACUAUUUUACCAUCAUGUAAUCCUAAACCUGUGAUAAGUUGAGGAUUUUGAUUUUAGUGGAAUAACUAACUUAUUAAUGUUAUAGAAAUGUUAUCACGUGACUCAUGCUUGGUUAAUGGGUAAUGCUUUACAAAUGUUAUAUAUUUUAUUAUGGUUGUUUGAUUUGGGGUAAUUAAAAAUAUCUACCAAAUAAAAAAUAAAGAAUUGAACAAUUUUAUGGUGUUUACUGGUGUUGAAAUAAAGGAUUUUAUCACCUCUGAUGCACCUACUUUUAAGACAUUUUGAUUUCAUGAAAAACAUUAUUAACGUUAGAAAUUUGAAUGUGAAAUAUGCUUGACUAAAGGGGUAACUGUUCACAAAUGUUAAUAACUGUAAAUGAAUUGUGGGUAAAUUGAACUGGAGAUUGAAGCAGUUAUGCAAAUUUUAUGUCCUUGCUGCUGAGUACUGAUGUGGAAUGAAGGAUUUUGUUUUAUUAAUUGUACAGAAAUGGGCAAGCAUGAAAAAAUUUCAAGUGCUUUGUAAAACAGGAAAUGUUAUUUAA